Theobroma cacao (cacao) is the source of this 1508-nucleotide messenger RNA. RefSeq names its product ribosome recycling factor, chloroplast precursor (gene RRF). Gene Ontology annotation, molecular function: ribosomal large subunit binding. Lineage: Eukaryota; Viridiplantae; Streptophyta; Magnoliopsida; Malvales; Malvaceae. Gene Ontology annotation, biological process: plastid translation. The record is from RefSeq and is a predicted model, not a curated record. Gene Ontology annotation, cellular component: chloroplast.
AAAACCAACCCGAGGCGCCAAUGACGGAAGUUCUUAUCCACAUCCUCACACUCCCUCCUUUCUUACUUCUUAGCUCCUUGAAAGCAAAGACCAAGCUCUGGACUUGAAGCACCAACAAAAUUCACAGCCAUUUCUGCUAUCAAAUGGCCGCGCCCUUUUCUUCAACCAGUACAGUUGGGUCCAUUUUCAGGCCCAAUCCAAAUCCUCCCAAAUCCUUCCUCUCGCCUUCAGAUUCUUUCCAGAAGGGAUUCGAUUGCGUGAAGUGCCGUUCCACUGAUGUUAAUGUGUACUCAUGGAGCUCGGCUGCGAACUACGCCAGGCUUCGUCAUGGCGCCUCUAAAUUAUCCGGCAAACCCUUUGUUGUGCUACGUAAGAGAGCUGGAGUUUUGAGGUGUGCAACUAUUGAAGAAAUCGAAGCGGAGAAAUCUUCCAUUGAGAAAGAUGCUAAGGCGAGAAUGGAGAAGACAAUCGAGACAGUUCGAACGAAUUUCAAUUCCAUAAGGACAGGGAGGGCGAACCCGGCAAUACUUGACAAAGUUGAGGUGGAAUAUUAUGGAACUCCAGUCAGCUUAAAGAGUAUUGCCCAAAUAAGUACUCCUGAUUCAAGUUCUCUCUUGGUUCAGCCCUAUGACAAAUCCAGCUUAAAGGCUAUCGAGAAAGCUAUAGUCAACUCUGAUCUUGGUAUGACUCCAAACAAUGAUGGUGAAGUCAUUCGCUUGUCUCUUCCUCAACUGACAACUGAAAGAAGAAAGGAAUUGUCAAAAGUUGUGGCCAAACAAGCUGAAGAAGGGAAGGUGGCAGUGAGGAAUAUAAGAAGAGAUGCCCUUAAAGCCUAUGAAAAGCUUGAGAAGGAGAAAAAGCUUUCUGAAGACAAUGUGAAGGACUUAUCGAGUGAUUUGCAGAUCAGUCAAUUUGGUGGGCUGCAGAUUCCUCUUAGUACUCAAGUUUGUGAAAUCUUUUCCUUCAUGCAGAAACUCACGGAUGAGUAUAUGAAGAAGAUUGAUAGCAUCUUCAAGCAGAAAGAGAAGGAGUUGCUGACGGUCUAGGGAUUGUUUGUACGAAGAUGUGAACUGUUGAGCUUCCUUGCCAUCGAGACAAGAAAAUUAGUUGUCUUUGUUCUAUUCACUUUGGUUGGGGGGUGGAAACUUGUGGUGCAUGGCGUCUAUACUUCUACCUAGAAAAGAGCAUUUUGAAAAUUCUCAUGUUAUGAAUAGAUGUCUUGGUUUGUAGUGAAAUGGAAAAACUCAAUAUCCAUGACCUUUGUUUAAAAGUUGUAUGUAUAGUAAGCUUUUGAGGGCUUUGACCAUAAAGACCUUGUUAUUAAGACUGCUAGCCGCCCUGUACGGUCCCCAAGAAACUCGGUCGUUGGAGACUUUAAAGUCAUCUGAUCUGAGAGUUCUUUGGUGUGUACCCGGCCAGGUUGCAGGGCCAAGUUUGACACUUGUGUUACAAUUUCAGAAUGGUGGUGCACAAAAUUUCUCAAUAAGAGUUUGACUUUUAGUAGUGAA